UGUGCUUCUGGAGAGUAUCUAGAGAUGAAGAACCAGGUAUGCAGUAAGUGUGGUGAAGGCACCUACUCCUUGGGCAGUGGCAUCAAAUUUGAUGAAUGGGAUGAAUUGCCAGCAGGAUUUUCCAACGUUGCAACUUUCAUGGACACUGUGCUUGGCCCUUCUGACACCAGGCCUGAUGGCUGUAACAACUCUUCUUGGGUCCCUCGUGGAAAUUACAUAGAGUCAAAUCGUGAUGACUGCACCGUGUCUUUGAUCUAUGCUGUGCACCUUAAGAAGUCGGGUAAUGUCUUCUUUGAGUACCAGUACGUCGACAACAACAUCUUCUUUGAGUUCUUUAUUCAGAACGAUCAGUGCCAGGAGAUGGACACCACGGCGGACAAGUGGGUCAAGCUCACGGACAGUGGGGAGUGGGGCUCGCAUUCUGUAAUGCUAAAGUCUGGCCCAAACAUACUGUACUGGAGAACUACAGGCAUCCUUAUGGGUUCUAAGGCAGUCAAGCCAGUUUUGGUAAAAAAUAUCACAAUUGAAGAAGAAGGAUCUGGCGAGUGUAUGGAGCGCCCUCCCUGUACCACAAAAGACUAUUUUCAGAUCCACACUCCAUGUGAUGAAGAUGGAAAGAUUGUAUUUAGAAUGCACUAUAAUAUUGUAAUUUUAAUGUCAAAUAGACCACCAACAUCUAUGACUGGAGCCAUGGGUUCUGAAUUGGGAAGAAUAACAUUUGUCUUUGAGACCCUCUGUUCUGCUGACUGUGUUCUGUACUUCAUGGUGAAUAGACGGUUCAUCAAUGACAUGGUGAAGAUUUAUUCUAUCACUGCCACUAAUGCAGUUGAUGGGGUGGCAUCCUCAUGCCGUGCCUGUGCCCUCGGUUCUGAACAGUCGGGCUCAUCGUGUGUCCCCUGCCCCCCAGGCGACUACAUUGAGAAAGAAACCAACCAGUGCAAGGAGUGUCCACCUGACACCUACCUGUCCAUACACCAGGUCUAUGGCAAGGAGGCUUGUAUUCCGUGCGGGCCUGGGAGUAGAAGCACUCGGGACCACUCCGCUUGCUAUAGUGACUGCUUUUUCUACCACGAGAAAGAAAAUCAGAGUUUGCACUAUGACUUCAGCAACCUCAGCAGCGUGGGCUCGUUAAUGAAUGGCCCCAGCUUUACCUCCAAAGGAACAAAAUACUUCCAUUUCUUCAAUAUUAGUUUGUGUGGGCAUGAGGGGGAGAAGAUGGCCCUCUGUACCAACAAUAUAACAGACUUCACAGUAAAGGACAUGGUGGCAGGCUCAGAUGAUUACACGAAUCUGGUAGGAGCAUUUGUAUGCCAAUCAACUAUUAUUCCUUCUGAAAGUAAGGGUUUCCGAGCAGCUUUAUCAUCACAGUCCAUCAUUCUGGCAGACACAUUUUUAGGAGUGACAAUUGAAACCACAUUGCAAAAUAUUAAUAUAAAAGAAGAUAUGUUCCCAGUUCCACUGAGCCAAAUACCAGAUGUGCAUUUCUUUUACAAGUCUUCUGCAACUACAACAUCUUGUGUUAAUGGCCGGUCAACUGCGGUGAAAAUGAGAUGUAACCCUACUAAACCGGGAGCUGGAGUGAUUUCAGUCCCCAGCAAGUGUCCAGCAGGCACCUGUGAUGGAUGUACAUUUUACUUCCUGUGGGAGAGUGCCGAAGCUUGCCCUCUGUGCACAGAGCAUGACUUUCAUGAGAUUGAGGGCGCCUGUAAGAGAGGAUUUCAGGAAACCUUAUAUGUAUGGAAUGAACCAAAAUGGUGCAUUAAAGGAAUUUCUUUGCCUGAGAAAAAAUUGUCAACCUGUGAAACAGUUGAUUUUUGGCUAAAAGUGGGAGCAGGUGUGGGAGCUUUCACAGCUGUUUUGCUGGUGGCUCUAACUUGCUAUUUUUGGAAAAAGAAUCAGAAAUUGGAGUACAAAUAUUCCAAGUUAGUAAUGUCAACUAACUCGAAAGAAUGUGAACUCCCAGCUGCAGACAGUUGUGCUAUCAUGGAAGGAGAAGAUAAUGAAGAGGAAGUUGUAUAUUCUAAUAAGCAGUCACUACUGGGAAAACUCAAAUCCUUGGCCACAAAGGAAAAAGAAGAUCAUUUUGAAUCUGUUCAACUGAAAUCCUCAAGAUCUCCAAAUAUAUGAAAAGACUGUGCUGCAGCUUUCAGAAUGAUGAAUAAAGAAACCUGCUCUCUAGUUUUACAGGACCAUAGUCUAGAGCCCACCCUUGUACCUGGCACUUUGGUGAUGUUACA
Myotis lucifugus (little brown bat) is the source of this 2237-nucleotide messenger RNA. RefSeq names its product UPF0577 protein KIAA1324-like. Bases 25 to 2127 code for a protein of 700 amino acids. Gene Ontology annotation, biological process: positive regulation of BMP signaling pathway. The transcript is spliced from 15 exons. The record is from RefSeq and is a predicted model, not a curated record. NCBI's taxonomy places the organism in Eukaryota, Metazoa, Chordata, Mammalia, Chiroptera, Vespertilionidae.